Molecule: messenger RNA, 2217 nt
Organism: Trichoderma citrinoviride
Lineage: Eukaryota; Fungi; Ascomycota; Sordariomycetes; Hypocreales; Hypocreaceae
Exons: 2
Source: RefSeq, a predicted model, not a curated record
UGGGAGCUCGCAUUCAGCAUAGUCCAAGAGAGGGAGAGCGAACUGAUGUCAGCCUACGAGGAGUAUCUGUCCUCUCUGCAAGGCAGCACUGCAGCCGACGCAAACCUUUCCGCCCCAGACUUCAUCAAAGCCAUCGUGAACAGGGCUAUUAAGGAUAGAGAGGAGAAGAGGUGGCGUGUCUCGCUCCUCGGCACAGACAUCGAAGUCCGCAAACAAGCUGAGAGGCUGGCAAAGCUUCUCCUCUGGUCUGAACCGAUCGUCAAAUCUGCUGUAAGCAAUCAACCAUAUGCGGCACUCGCGUGGUCCGGUGUCUCGAUUCUUCUUCCACUUGUCACAAGCAGCAUCACACAGAAUGAAGCUAUGCUAAAGGGCUUCAACUCGAUUGGCGACGUUCAAAUGUACUGGCGAAUCUGUGAGGAGACUUAUCUUCCGUCUCUUGCUGGUCCGUCUCAUCAGCAUUUUAUCGACCCCUUGGCCAAACUGUAUUCAUACAUCAUCGAGUAUCAAGCGCGGGUCAUAUGUCACCUCUCCAAGAGGCAGCUCACUCGAGCAUGGAGCGACAUAUCUAGCCCUGGAGAAUGGGAAAUCAAAAUACAGGAGAUCGACCGGCUCAACCAAGAGUGUCGCGAUGUCCUCCGCCUUCUCAAUGCCGACCAGAUUGAGAGCAAAUGGAAGAAGCAACUGUAUGAGAUGCAAGAGUCGCGCGCUGCUCUCGAUAGAAUCUACAAUGCCCUCCUCGAUAGCGGACUGGAAUUUCGAAAGAGCUCCAAGGACGAAAAGGCUACCGAGCUCCUUUACCUUCUCGCGUCUGAUUACCAGGGCGACAAGAAUUUCAACCCUCAAAAGGUUCCAGGGACUUGUGAGUGGUUUUUUGCAGAUGGAAGAUUCCGCAACUGGCGUGACAGCGACGACUCUCGUCUUCUCUGGGUGUCCGCGGGCCCUGGCUGUGGAAAGUCGGUUCUUUCACGAGCGUUGAUCGAUGAAAGACGGCUGUCUACCAACGUGACCACGUCCACCGUUUGCUACUUCUUCUUCAAGGAUGGCGAUGAAGGCAGGAUGUACGCCCACAACGCCCUUUGUGCAAUACUCCACCAGCUCUUCGUCCAAGAUUUUACCGGCAAUCUCAUUGAACAAGCUCUUCCCCGCCAUGAAAAGUUUGGCGAGAAGUUGACAAAAACUUUUUCCGAGCUAUGGAACAUCUUGAUACAGUGUGCCACCUCGUUGGAUUCUGGCGAGAUCAUAUGUCUUAUCGAUGCCCUGGACGAAUGCCAUGCCGAAAGCAGAAACAAGUUGAUCGAUGAACUCAAGAACUUGUAUCAGAAUUCUUCAAAGCGGCCACCAAGACUCAAGUUUCUCAUCACAAGUCGACCCUAUGAUGAUAUAGAAUUGUCUUUUAGACGGUUGUCUGAUACUACGGCAUACGUACGAUUCGAUGGUGAUGACAAGUCUGCGGAAAUAGGCGACGAGAUCAAUCUGGUCAUAGACGCUAGGGUGAACGAAUUUGCACAGGACUUCAAGGAGAAAGAUCGCCGCCUCAUUGCUGACCGACUGAAGAGUACGGGGAACCGCACAUAUCUCUGGCUCUAUCUUACGGUCGAUAUCAUCAAGAGAAGCCCGAGCGAAUAUGGUAGACGCGUCGACGUCGAGACUCUUCUUUCCAGUCUACCAUCAGAGAUAUCCGAGGCCUAUGAGAAGAUCUUGGAGAAAAGCAAGGGAAGCACUCACACGAAAGCCCUAUUCCAAAUCCUUCUGGCAGCAGCACGACCUAUUUCUUUGGAAGAAGCCAAUUACGCCUUGACGCUGGCUACAGCAAAAGAGCGAUUUGAUUCCAACAAGGCUCUAGAAGAUGGGCUAUGGCCAAUGGACACUUUCAAGGAUAAAGUCAAGAAUCUUUGCGGCCUAUUUAUCAGUGUGUAUGAUGAAAAGUUAUCUUUCAUCCACCAGACAGCCCGAGAGUUUCUUCUCAGUCUCAAACCAAAAGUGACCUGGCGGGGUCGGUUUACCAUGCCAAAGUCGCACAGCAUGCUAUCAUCGGCAUGUCUACAAUAUCUACUCUUGCCGGAUCUCUCAGCCCAGGAUAUCUCUCACAUAGACAUUCGAAAUGCCCCCCCUUACAGAUUUCUUUCAUACGCCGCUGCAUAUUGGUCUAUGCACUAUAAUUCACAGGAUGUCGCCGAUGCUUCUCUAUCUCGGAGGGAGGCGCACAUGGUCUGCCGU